This is a messenger RNA of Hemiscyllium ocellatum (epaulette shark), 1718 nucleotides long. It is a transcript of the gene asb16, whose product is annotated as ankyrin repeat and SOCS box containing 16. Gene Ontology annotation, biological process: intracellular signal transduction; negative regulation of delayed rectifier potassium channel activity; neuronal action potential. Bases 49 to 1419 code for a protein of 456 amino acids. The record is from RefSeq and is a predicted model, not a curated record. Gene Ontology annotation, molecular function: transmembrane transporter binding. Lineage: Eukaryota; Metazoa; Chordata; Chondrichthyes; Orectolobiformes; Hemiscylliidae. The transcript is spliced from 5 exons. Gene Ontology annotation, cellular component: axon initial segment; membrane; synapse.
CUGAUUCAAUCUUUAUUGAGAAUUUCUAAGCGCAACGACAUUUCCACCAUGUUCAGGGACACGUUUACUUUCACCCCCUCGACACUCCGGUCGUUGAGGUUACAGAGGGAGCUACAGGAUUUGGAGGAUGAAAGGAGAGCUUUGUACAGAUCUCCCAGAAGCAGGCGAACUGCCGCUGUCAGUCAGAGUGUAUUCAGGGAGUCGAGAACGUUGCCACAGCUCUCCAGCGACUCUGCCGUCCACGACGCUUUGUGCAAUGGAGAUUUAGACAAGAUCCGAGUCAUCUUUAGGAGUAAAGAGGCGGUUAACGCGACUAUACAGACAGUCAGCCAUGAACUGAGCUGGUCCGCUGAGCUAGAUCUUUGGUCACUGAUCUCCAAACAGAAGCAGACAUCUGCACUUCAUAUUACUGCAGAGCGAGGACAUACAGCUUGUGUGAAACACCUGUUGGGACAUGGUGCUGAUGUAAAUGCUUCCCCUGGAGGAGCAACUGCCUUGCAUACUGCCUGCGCCAAUGGCCACACUGAAUGCGUCCAACUUUUGCUCAGUAUUGGUGCUAAUCCCAAUGCAAUCUCUGAAGAUGGGUAUGCUCCUUUGCACCUGUGCACCAGUCCCCAGACCUUUCUAUGUGCUAAGCUCCUGUUGGAACACAAUGCCAGAGUUAAUCUGCAGACCAAAGACAGAGAGAAUACACCACUUCAUAUAGCUGCAAAGCAUGGCUUAGACAAACAUGUGGACCUUUACCUGAACUAUUGUGCUCACAGUCACAAGAAGAACCGAGAAGGCGAAACUGCUCUAAAUGCUGCGUGCUCCUAUGCUGACAAGCCUGAGGCUUUUGGCAGAUAUUACAAAGUCUGUAAAAUGUUGAUUAAUUGGGGAGCCAAUGUGAAAACUGCUGGGAAAAAAAAUCACACACCACUCCACAAUGCCUGUGGGAACGGGCACCCCGAUAUUGUCGAGCUUUUGUUGUUGCAUGGUGCCUCUGUAAAUGCCAAGAACAGUGCUGGCUACACCCCAAUGGACUGCAUUUUACAAGCUGUUGAAGAUUACUUGGAACAGCAUCCUGAACGAAUUGUUGUAGAUCUGUUGAACUAUGGUGCAGGUCCUGUUGACCCAAAGAUGCUUAAACAAUGUGCAGUGUCUCCACGGACAAUGGAAGCUCUGUUAAAUACCUAUGAGGUUAUUCCACUUUGUGACUCUUGGAUUGAGUCGGUACCCCUUGAUGUAUGGCAGAAACAUCAAGUUUUCUAUGAAUCCAUUAUACAAAUGAUCAACAAACCUCGUUCUCUUCAGCAUCUUGCACGCUGUGCCUUAAGGAACUAUCUUGGAACUAGAUGCCAUUCAGUGAUACCACAACUACAACUUCCAAAUAGCUCUGCAGAAUUUCUACUGUUGAAGCUUGAAGGCUAUAUCAAGUGAAGAAGUUUAGAAUACUUUGUUACAUUUUCUAGGUUUUUCUGAAUGAGUCCUCCAGGUUACAUGCAACAACUAAAAUGUGUUUCUGUGCUUUACUUUGGAUUGUUUUUCACAAUCUGCCAAAUAUAUUAUGCUUAUUUAUUUGACAGUUUAACUAAUACGGGAAGCUUAACUAGUCAACUAUGGGAGAAAAAUGCCAACUUUCAGUGUGUUGGCAAGAGCCCACAUACUAUUCCCUUUUCUUCAGUCUGCCACUUAAGAGCAGCAGCUGUUGCCUAAUUAUAGUUGCAAAAAUAUUUAGC